AUGUUAUUCUCUCGUUGGUUCCAAAUACACGACACAGGAGGCUCCCACGCAUCCAAGGCGGGCGGAGGCGGGGGCUCAAGAAAUACAGCAGCCGCGGGAGGCGGCGGCGGCGGCGGCGGGGGUGGCGGCGGGGCGGGCGGGGCGGGGGCGGCGUGGAGGGGGGACUUGGCGGGCAAAUCGAAGUCGAGCAAGGCGAUAGCGGCUCCCGCUCUGCCGUCUCUUGCAAAGCCAGGAGGCUCAGGCACUCGAGCCCCGCAAACGCAGAGCCGGGAUGCAUUGGGUGGCGGUGGAGGUGGCGGCGAGGGGGGCGGGGGUAUGCUUGGUGCGGUGUGCAUGUUGAUGGUGAGGCUGCUGUCCUGCGGGCGGCGUGGGGCCAAGCUGGCGCCGAUGGACGUGACGCUGGACGAGGAGACCGAGGAGCUCGUGGAGCUUCUUCAAGUCUCGAAGGCCCACCUCGCCAAGCUCCGAGGGAUCUUCGAGAGCAUCGACGUCGCCAAGACCGGGACCGUCUUCUGUUACGAGGUGUUGUCGGCGGUGGACAUGGCGCAGUCUCCCUUUACGGACAACCUCUUCCGAUUGGUCGGGGUUCAUCCGGAGGGGUCUCUGUCGUUUUGCCAGCUCUGUCGGAUCUUGAUGACGUACUGCGUCUUCUCCAAGGAGGACAUCUUGCUCUUCUUGUUUCGGCAGUACGACACGGACAAUAGCGGAGCCAUCGACGAGAGAGAGUUUCGCGAGCUGGCCAAGACGGUCAACAACGCCUCGCCGAUGUUUCCGGGAAAUUUCGCCAAGGCCCUGCUCGACUUUGAUACCAACUCGGACGGCCAGAUCGAUUUUGAGGAGUUCCGGGCGAUGGACAAAGCGUUCCCCUUGCUCUUUUUCCCGGCGUUCAGGCUUCAGGAUUCCCUGCAAAAGUUCUUCCUAGGUGACGGAGUGGGAGGAAGAGUUUUUUUGUUGUCUACUCGUCUCAUUUGA
Messenger RNA from Ectocarpus siliculosus, 972 nucleotides. NCBI's taxonomy places the organism in Eukaryota, Phaeophyceae, Ectocarpales, Ectocarpaceae. The record is from the annotation of a GenBank genome assembly.